AUGGGUCGAGUUCAGGAAGUGGGCUGGGCAACUGCAGGACUGGUGGUUUGGGCUGGUACCUGCUACUACCUUUACAGAUUAACCAAGGGAAGAGCGCAGAGUGUGAGGACACUUGCCAAAAAUGGGUCCAGAGUCAAGAUGGGGACUGUGGUUGGGGUACAGAACCAGACCUUGGCCACGGGUGAAGCCAUGGCUGGGACAGAGACUGAGACUAGACCCAAGGCCACAUCUGGAGCAGAAGCUGAAGCAGGAGGUAGGGCUGGGGCUGAAGUAGAGAUUACCACCACUGCUAAAGCCAGACCCAAAGCCAGCUCUCAGGCCAUGACAAUGGCUGAGGCGGAGGCAACGAUACAAUCUGAGGCCAAAACAGUGGCCAGAACAGUGGGCACGACAGAGGCAGUGACUCUGACUGAGGCCCAGGUCAAAGCCGGGGAAGUGGCUAUGAAAGAGGCUGUGACCCAAACUGACUCUGAGGCUGGGGGAGUAGUCAAGAAAGAAGCUGUGACCCAGACCAAGGUUAAAAUUUGGGCACUGGCUGCCAGGGCAGAGACCAAGAAAGAAGUAAUGACCCAGACCAAAGCGGAAGCUCGUAUACUGGCUGAAAAAGAGAUGAAAAGAAUAAUGGUGACACAGAGUGAGGCCUUAGGAGUGAUCAGGGAAGUGGCCAAGAUCAGUGCCACAAGUAAGACUGGAACCGUGGCUGAGACCAAGGCAAGAGCCCUGGAAGAGAUUGUGAGUGUGGCCAAGACUCAGUCUGAGGCCAGGCCUGGUAACACAGUUGAUGCUAAGGGAAAUCCUAAUACUGUGUCCAGGGCAGAAGUUGGAGUGGACAUGAGGUCUUGUGUACCAUCUCAGGCUGUGACCAAGAUCCAGGUCGACACCAUGCCUGGUGCUGGGGUUGAGGUCAAGGGGAAUCACAAAACCAUGUCUCGGGCAGAGUCUAGGGCAGACAUGAGGGCUCCUGCCCAGCCUCAGAUUAUAGCCAAGACCCAGGCUGAGGCUAUGCUUGGGGCAAAGGUUGAUGCUGGGGGUAAUACAAAUGCCAUGUGUAAGGCAGGGACAGGGGCAGAUAUGAGAGUUUCUACACAACCUCAGACUGUGGCCAAGAAACAGGCCGAGACAAUGUUUGGUGCUGGGGUUGAUGACAGGGGAAAUGCUGAUGUCACAUCUAAGGCAGUGGCUGGAGCUGACGUGAAGGUUGCUGCUCAACUUCAAGCUGCAGCCAGUGCUCAGGCUGAGGCUAUGCCUGAUGUCAGGGUUAAAGGAAGAGGCAAUUCCAAUGCUAUGUCUAAAACAGGGGCCAGGGCAAACUUGAGGGCCAAUUCCCAGGCUGAGGCCUUGCCUGAUGCCAGGGUUAAGACCAGAGACAAUCCCAAUGCCAUGUCUAAGAUGGGGGCUGGGACAGAUACGGAGCUCUAUAUGCAGCCUCAGCCUGUGGCCAACGUCCAAGCUGAUGCCUUGCCUGAUGGCAGGAUUAAGGCUAAAGGCAAUGCCAACACCGUAUCUAAGGAAGGGGCUGGGACAGACACAAAGGCACAGUCUCAGGCUUCCACCAAGAGUCAGGUUGAGACCUUACCUGGUACUAGAGGUAAGACUAGGGGAAAAGGCAAAAGUAAGCAUAAAGCAGGGGUCGGGAUAGAAAUGAAAACCUGCGCACAGCCUCAGGUUGGGGCCAAGACCCAAGUUGAUGCUUUACCUGAUUCCAGGGUUGAUGGCAGGGGUGAUCCUAAUGCCAUUUCUAGGUCAGGGGCUAAGGCGGAACUGAGGGCCUGUGGUCAGCCCCAGACUGAGGCCAGUUCCCAGGGUGAGGCUUUGCCUGGUACUAAGAAUAAGGUCAGAGGCAAUCCCAGUGCUGUGUCUAAGGCAGGGACUGGGCCAGAUACACUGGGCUCUGCCCAGCUCCAGGCUGUGGCCAAUUCCCAGGGUGAAGCCUUGUCUGGUAAUAAGAGCCAGGUCAGGGGCAAUCCCAAUGCUGUGUCUAAGGCAGGGACUGGGCCAGAUACUAUGUGUUCUGCCCAGGGUGAAACAGAUACAACAGGCUCUGCCCAGCCCCAGGCUGUGGCCAGUUCCCAGGGUGAAGCCUUGCCUGGUACUAAGAACAGGGUCAGGGGCAAUUCCAAUGCUGUCUCUAAGACAGGGACUGGGCCAAACACAACAGGCUCUGCCCAGCCCCUGGCUGUGGCCAAUUCCCAAGGUGAAGCCUUGCCUAGUAUGAAGAAUAAGGUUAGGGGUAAGUCCAAUGCUGUGUCUAAGACAGGGGCUGGGCCAGAUACAGUGAACUCUGCCCAGCCUCAGGUCGUGGCCAGUUCCCAAGGUGAAGUUUUGCCUGGGACUAAGAAGAAGAUCAGGGGCAAUCCCAGUGCUGUGUCUAAGGCAGAGGCCAGAGCAGAUACAAUGGGCUCUGCCCAGCCUCAAACAGACACAACAGGCUCAGCCCAGCCCCUGGCUGGGGCCAGUUCCCAAGGUGAAACCUUGCCUAGUAUCAAGAAUAAGGUUAGGGGCAAGUCCAGUGCUAUGUCUAAGACAGGGGCUGGGCUAGAUACAGUGGGCUCUGCCCAGCCCCAGGCUGUGGCCAAUUCCCAGGGGGAAGUCUUGCCUGGGACUAAGAACAAGGUCAGGGGAAAUUCCAGUGCUGUGUCUAAGACAGGAACUGGGCCAGAUACAGUGGGCUCUGCCCAGCUCCAGGCUGUGGCUAAUUCCCAGGGUGAGACCUUGCCUGGUGUCAAGAAAAAGGUCAAGGGCAACCCCAGUGCUUUGUCUAAAGCAGGGACUGGGACUGGGCCAGAUACAGUGGGCUCUGCCCAGCUCCAGGCUGUGGCCAAUUCCCAGUGUGAAGCCUUGCCUGGUGUGAAAAAUAAGGUCAGAGGCAAUUCCAAUGCUGUAUCUGAGGCAGAGGCCAGGGCAGAUAUAACAGGCUCUGCCUGGCCUCAGGCUGUGGCCACUUCCCAGGGUGAAGUUUUGCCUGGUACUAAGAACGUCAGGGGCAAUCCCAAUGCUGUGUCAAAGGCAGAGGUUGGGGCAGAUACAAUGGGCUCUGCCCAGCCUCAAACAGAUACAACAGGCUCUGCCCAACCGCUGGCUGUGGCCAGUUCCCAGGGUGAAGUCUUAGCUGGUACUAAGAAUAAGGUCCGGGGCAAUCUCAGUGCUGUGUCUAAAGCAGGGUUUGGGCCAGAUUCGGUGGGUUCUGCCCAGCCCCAGGCUGUGGUCAAUUCCCAGGGUGAAAUCUUGCCUGGGACAAAGGACAAGGCUGUACCCAAGCCUGAGGCAGAUGAGGGCUAUGCAAAGCCCAAGGCUGAGGCCACACCCACUGUUGAGAGUGGGGGUGGGACAGGCACUCAGGCCUGCAGAAAGACUCGACCUAGGGUCCAUGACUACUACUGGAAUGGGAUUGGUAUUGAGGAUUGGAUUGCUUCUGAGCGAUGGAUCAAAUUUAGGUUUCAGGCCAGGGAUGGAUACUGGGAGAAUAGCAUGUCCUGGGCUGAUGAUGAGAAUGAAGCCAGUAUUGAGUCCUGGAGUGGGGCUAGUGAUAAGUCUGAUAUUAGGUCCUGGGCUGGGGCUAAGGCUGAGAAUGAAGUUGGUUUUCCAUCUUGGGCUACAGCUGGGGACCAGGCCUGUGGGGGGCUCUGGGUUGGGAGUCAGGCCAGUGGGGGUUCUUUGUCAGAGGCCGGGGACGUGGCCAUUGGAGCAUCUUGGAUUGGGGCUGAGAACCAGGCCAGUGGGGUGUCUUGGGCUAGCACUGGGAACCAGGCUACUGGGGAGCCCUGGGCUGGAGGUCAGGCCAGUGGGGUGUCCUGGGCUGGGGAAGAUGCCAUUGGAGGGUCCUGGAUGGGAGCUGAGGAACAGGACAGUGGAAGGUCCCAGGAUGGGGCUGGGAUUCAGGCUGAUGGAGGGUCCUGGGCUGAAGCUAGAGCUGGGAAUGUGGCUAGUAUUGGGCACUGGCCUGGGGAUAUGGACCAGGCUAGUGGAGGGUACUGGGUUGGGACUGGUGACCUGUCUGGUGGAUCCAAGCCUAGAUUUGAGGAUCAGGCCAGUGAAGAUAUGUCCUGGGCUGACACUGCCGACCAAGCCAGUGGAGGGUCCAGGCUGAGGCCAAGGUUUGUGGACCAGUCCAGUGUUGGGUCCUGGGCUAGUACUGGGAAUCAGGCCGGUGGAGGAUUCUUGGUUGGGAGUAUGGACCGGGCCAGUGGGGGGUCCUGGUCUGGGACUGGUGAUCAGUCUGGUGAGUCCAAGCCUGGAUUUGAGGAUUUGGCAAAUGUAGAAGUGUCUUUGGCUAGGGUUGGUGGCCAGGCUGGUGGAGGGCCUAGGUUGGGGCCUGAGGACCAGUCCAGUGGAGGGACCUGGGCUGUACCUGGGGAUCAGGCUGGUGGUGGGACAAAGCCUAGAUCUGAAGAGCAGGCAAGUGGAAGAAGGUCUUGGGCAGACAAUGGGGGCCAGGCUGGUGGAGGGUCUAGGCUGGGUCCCAAGGACCAGUCCAUUGGAGAUUCCUGGGCUGGCACUGGGGACCAGGCCAGUGAAGAAUGUAGGCCAGGGCCUGAGGAUCAGUCCAAUGGAUGGUUCUGUGCUUGCAGUGGGAGUCAGGCUAAUGCACGUGGGUCCUGGGGUGGGGCUGGUGGCCAGGUUAUUGGAGGAUCUAGACUAGGGCCCACGAUCCCAUCCAGUGGUGGGUCCUGGGCUGAUACUGGAAGUCAGGUCAGUGGAAGGUCUUGGGCUGGGACUGGAGAUCAGGCUAGUAGCUGUCCCAAACCUGGAUUUGAGGAUCAAGCCAAUGGAGGAGGGUUCUGUUCUAGUGCUGAGGACCAGGCUGUUGGAGGGUCUAAUCCAGGGCCUGCAAACCAGUCCAGUGGUGGGUCCUGGACUGGCACUGGGAGCCAGGCCAGUGGAAGGUCCUGGGCUGGGGCUGGGGAUCAGGCUGAUAGUGGUUCCAAACCUGGAUUUGAGGACCCAGCAGGUAGAGAAGGCUCCCAGCCUGGCACUGGGGAUCAGGCUAGUGGAAAAUCUUGGGCUGGGUCUAGGCCUGGUAAUGAAGCCAGUAGAGGGUCCAGGCUGGGGCCCAAGGACCAGGCAAGUGGAGGGCCCUGGGCUACGGCUGGUGACCAGGCCAGUGGAAGACCCCAGAUCAGUGCUGAGAUGGAGGCCAGUGAAAGAUCCUGGUUUGGGACUGGGGUUGAGACUAGUACAGGGUCCUGCUUCAGGAGAGGGGAAGAGGCUGGUAUUGUAUCCAAACCCGGAGGUAAAAAUGAGGCCAGUAUUGAAUCCAGAUCAGGGGCUAAAGAAGAGGCCGCCAUUAGUUCCAGAUCUGGGGCUGAAGAUAAGGCCAAUAUUGGGUCCUGGAUCAGAUCUGAAGAGGCAGACUGUAUGGAUUCUUGUAUGGGGGCUGAGGCUGGGGCUGGGGCAGAGGUCAGGAAGGAGUCUUGGCUCUGGGAUGGAGAUGCAGCCACUACAGGAUCUAGGCUUGGGGCUGAGGAAGAGGCUUGCAUGGGGUCAUGGACUUGGGCUGAGGAUGUAGAUGAGGAUGAGCUAAGUAGAGCAUCUAGCCCUGAUAUUGAGGAGAUCAGUUUAAGGUCCUUGUUUUGGGCUGACAGUGAGAAGAGUAAUGAGUUCAGAUCCGAGAGGGAGAGAAAUGUCAAUUUUGAGUGUGGAGCUGGAGAUAAGGCCAGCGCCAAGGAUAACUUUGAGGCACCAACUGCCGGUGGAGUUGAUGAAAGGUCUUGGUUCUGGGAUGGUAAUGAAAACACAAGUGAGGACAAAUCUGCACCUAAGACUAAAGCCAAAAAGUCAGCUGAGUCAAGAGGCACAUAUCCAUCCAUGGUCCCUGGGGCAGGAAUGGGGUCAUGGGCAGGAGCCAUGAUCUGGACGGAAAUGAAAUUUCCAUACCAAAAUAAGUCCUCCUUCCCACCUGAAGAUGAGCUAAGAAAGCAGAUCAGGGAUGAGGAGAAAACUCAACCCUGGACCUGUCGCUGUAAACGCGAAGCUAAUAUGGAUCCACGAGAGCUUGAAAAACUCAUUUGCAUGAUUGAGAUGACUGAAGAUCCUUCUAUUCAUGAAAUAGCCAAUAAUGCUCUUUAUAACAGUCCCGAUUAUCCGUUUUCCCAUGAAGUCAUUCGAAAUGCAGGUAGAAUCUCAAUUAUUGAAAGUUUGCUCAAUAAUCCCUAUCCCAGUGUUAGGCAGAAGGCUUUAAAUGCACUGAAUAACAUCUCAGUGGCUGCUGAAAAUCAUAGGAAGGUGAAAACAUACUUAAACCAAGUAUGUGAAGACACAGUCACCUAUCCCUUGAAUUCAAAUGUCCAGCUGGCUGGACUAAGACUGAUAAAGCACUUGACUAUUAUUAGUGAAUAUCAGCAUAUGGUUACAAAUUAUAUUUCAGAAUUUCUUCGUUUGUUAACUGUGGGAAGUGGAGAAACGAAAGACCAUAUUUUGGGAAUGCUUUUGAAUUUCUCUAAAAAUCCGUCUAUGACAAAAGACUUACUCAUUGCCAAUGCACCAACGUCACUGAUUAAUAUCUUUAGCAAGAAAGAGACAAAAGAGAAUAUUCUUAAUGCUCUUUCACUAUUUGAAAAUAUAAAUUAUCAUUUUAAAAGAAGGGCAAAAGUGUUUACGCAGGACAAGUUCAGUAAAAAUUCUCUUUAUUUCAUAUUCCAACGACCUAAAGCAUGUGCCAAGAAACUCCGAGUCUUAGCAGCAGAGUACAGUGACCCUGAGGUGAAAGAAAGAGUUGAGCUAUUAUUAAGUAAACUCUGAUUAGUUGUAUGUUCCCAAACAAAUCUGAGUAAUAUUUUGGUUUUGCAGUCUGGAAGGAAUGCAUAUUGUAAAUUGCAUUACAACUUUGAAACUGAUGUUACUUGUGAUGGUCUGUAGCUGGAUCGCUUUAUGAACACCAAAUGUACUGGAAAUACAUGUGCUGAUUAUUACCUUGCCUGGACUGAGAUAUUUUUAGUAUGCUUCAUGAGCAGAAACGACCUGAUUCUUCAUAAGUAAGGUAACUUUUGGUCCUUUGUGUGG
Odobenus rosmarus divergens (Pacific walrus) is the source of this 6999-nucleotide messenger RNA. RefSeq lists its product as uncharacterized. Lineage: Eukaryota; Metazoa; Chordata; Mammalia; Carnivora; Odobenidae. The transcript has 6 exons. The coding region runs from base 1 to 6738 and encodes 2245 amino acids. The record is from RefSeq and is a predicted model, not a curated record.